Messenger RNA from Pseudoliparis swirei, 3861 nucleotides. Its product is annotated as metal transporter CNNM4-like. Gene Ontology annotation, cellular component: plasma membrane. NCBI's taxonomy places the organism in Eukaryota, Metazoa, Chordata, Actinopteri, Perciformes, Liparidae. Gene Ontology annotation, biological process: magnesium ion homeostasis; magnesium ion transport. Bases 1 to 2157 code for a protein of 718 amino acids. Gene Ontology annotation, molecular function: magnesium ion transmembrane transporter activity; sodium ion transmembrane transporter activity. The record is from RefSeq and is a predicted model, not a curated record. The transcript has 7 exons.
AUGGCGACAGAAUGGAGCGGGCAGCAGGGUUACAUUCUGGCUGUCGUGAUCUUCCUGUGGAGCGCGGUGGGCGGACGAACCGAGGCGGCGGCGGCCGCGGCAGCGGCAGCGGCGUCCUCGGGCGGCAGGGGCGGCGGAGGAGGCGGCGGCGGCGGUAGCGGCGGAGACGGCGACGGCGGCGGACGGGUGCUCGGCAUGCGCCUGGAGAGGAGCAACAAGCCGUCCGGCACCAAUGACGACGGCGUCAUCCAGGUGACGGAGGAGAGCACCGUGCAGCUCCGGUUCUACGGGCUGCAGCUGCACGCCGGCGCAUGGACGCUGGUCCGCUUCACGGAGCUCACGGGCGGCGGCGAGGAAGAGGAGCCGGAGGAGGAGGAGGAGGAGACGGCGGCGAGGGGCGGCAGCGGCAUGAUGGAGGCGGCGGACAGGACGUGCGCCGACUUUACGAAGGACAUCAGCGUCGGGACCUUAAUGAACGUGAGCAGCCGCGGCACCAGCGGCGUGCUCACCGUGCGCGUGAAGUCGCUCCGCAAGAGCGAGCCGCACAAGGAGUACGCGCUGUGCACGCGCCGCGCGCCCUCCGGCCGCUGGGCGCAGCUGGGCGGCAGCGACGGGCGGCUGCUGGUGCUGGAGGAGAAGAAGUCGCUGCUGCCGCUGUGGCUGCAGCUCAUCCUCAUCUGCUGCCUGCUGGUUCUGUCCGGCAUGUUCAGCGGGCUGAACCUGGGCCUCAUGGCGCUGGACCCCAUGGAGCUGCGCAUCGUGCAGAGCUGCGGCACAGACAAGGAGCGCAAGGACGCGCGCAAGAUCGAGCCCGUCCGCAGCAAGGGCAACUACCUGCUGUGCUCGCUGCUGCUGGGCAACGUGGUGGCCAACACCAGCCUCACCAUCCUGCUGGACGACCUCACCGGGUCGGGCCUGGGCGCCGUGGCGGCCUCCACCGUGGGCAUCGUGAUCUUUGGGGAGAUCGCGCCCCAGGCGCUGUGCUCGCGCCACGGCCUGUCGGUGGGCGCCAACACCAUCCUGGUGACCAAGUUCUUCAUGUUCCUCACCUUCCCCGUGUCCUUCCCCAUCAGCAAGCUGCUGGACGUGCUGCUGGGCCAGGAGAUCGGCACCGUGUACAACCGGGAGAAGCUGGUGGAGAUGCUGAAGGUGACGGAGCCCUACAACGACCUGGUGAAGGAGGAGAUGAACAUGAUCCAGGGCGCGCUGGAGCUCCGGACCAAGACGGUGGAGGACGUGAUGACGCCCGUCCGGGACUGCUUCAUGCUGCGGGCGGACGCCGUGCUGGACUUCGACACCAUGUCGGACAUCAUGGCGAGCGGCUACACGCGGAUCCCCGUGUUCGACGACGAGCGCUCCAACAUCAUGGACAUCCUGUACGUCAAGGACCUGGCCUUCGUGGACCCGGACGACUGCACCAGCCUGAAGACCAUCACCAAGUUCUACAACCACUCGGUGCACUUCGUGUUCCACGACACGCGGCUGGACGCCAUGCUGGAGGAGUUCAAGAAGGGUAAAUCCCACCUGGCCAUCGUCCAGAAGGUGAACAGCGAGGGGGAGGGGGACCCGUUCUACGAGGUGCUGGGAUUGGUCACCCUGGAGGACGUCAUCGAGGAGAUCAUCAAGUCUGAGAUCCUGGACGAGUCCGACCUCUACACCGACAACCGGAACAGGAAGAAAGUGAAUCCCAAUAAAAACAAGCCCGACUUCUCGGCCUUCAAGCAGGAGAGCGACAGCAACAUGAAGAUCUCUCCUCAGCUCAUGCUGGCGGCGCAUCGCUUCCUGGCGACAGAGGUCACCCUGUUCAGCCCCUUCCAGGUCACAGAGAAGGUCCUCCUGAGGGUCCUCAGACACCCCAACGUCAUCCAGGAACUCAAGUUCAACGACAGCGACAAACGCUCGCAGCAGCACUUCCUGUAUCAGAGAGGAAGACCUGUGGACUUCUUCAUCCUCAUCCUGCAGGGCCGAGUGGAGGUGGAAGCCGGAAAUGAAAACAUGAAGUUUGAAAGCGGACCGUUCUCCUACUACGGAGUCAUGGCUCUGAGCUCUCCUUCACUGGCCGUCACCCCUCCUCUCUCCCCAUCAGUGGCGUCUCCCCCUCCGCGGCGCCUCUCUCUUAAGAGGUUUUCUCUGUUCUCUCGUUUCCCAGAGCCCUAAUCCAGCAAGGACCGACAGUGUAAUGACCUUCAGAGUGACCUUUGACCUUUGACCUCAUUUAAAACGGGGUCUCGAUCGGGAGAAAGUUGUUUUAAAUUAAAAAUAAAUAAAAAUAAAGCUCUAAAUGUUAAACUUUAACAUUUAAAUUUACUGGACUUCCUAAGAUAUGAAUCUCAAAUAUUUAAUUAUAAAAUAUUUUUCAAAACACUAAUUAAGCAAACAUGUUCUGGUUCCAGCUUUAACACAUGACAUCGUCUUCUUUUAGAGCAUUUAAUAUUUUGUUUUGUAAAAUUUAAAGACGAUAGUUCUGUGAAUCUGCAAAUCAUUAUUUUACUUUAGUAAAUUAGAAAUAAUUAUUUGAUGAUAACUUUAAUCCAAGUCAUUUGACACAGAUCUUUCAUAAUAUAAAGAUGAAAACAUGUAAUUUAAGUUGUGUGUGUUGGUUCAACAUUUAGAAGUUUAUUUGUACUGCGACACUCAAUUAAAAUAUCUCAAAUAGUUAAAAAUGAAGUUCUUUAAAUUGUUAGUUUCGAAUGAACAAAAAGUCUUAUUUAAAUAAUUUUCACUUCUGAAUUUAAAUGAGUAAUAAUCAGAAUUGAAUGAGUUAAUUUCUCCAUAAACACUAAACAAAAGGUUCACAUGCAAGUUAUUCAAAUUAAAAUCCUUAAAAUGAAAUGCUUUGAGUUGUAUUCAUAAUGUGAGCGUGUGGUGCACAGCAGCCUCUUGUGGCUGAAAGUGGUAUUGCAACAACACAGCUUUUCAUUUCCUUUUUAUUGUCACAGAGAGAAAAAGGAGUAAUUUAAAGAUUUAUCAAACAUUAGACGGAUGACAAAACUUUAAAGCUCAGAUUUUUACGUGAAGAAGGAGAACUUGCUGGAUGGGGCUGGAGGAGCAGCACCUCCUCCCCUUGAUGUGGUCAGAGCGGAGGAGUUGGUGGCUCCUCCCCUCUGACCACAUCGAGGUCAGAUGUUAUAACUUCUGUGACGUCGGCUAAUCCGACCGGAGUCCUCCGGUUAAAGGAUUUGUAUCUUUGGAUGAGAAGAUAAAAUAUGAUGCUAGCACGGCGGCUAGUUAGCUUAGCAUAGCAUAAAGCCUGCAAACAGCGAGCACGGCUAAUUGGGACACAAGUUUAUUCUGCAUAGAGACAAAACUUACCAACAUGCGUCCAUCGCGGACGACCGUUGACUUAUUCGUUUACCCCAAAAAUCAUGGGGAACGCCGGAAGGGGCGGGGCUUCACCUCUCUUCUACCCCCCCCCCCCCCACCCCCCAAAGAAAAGAAGACACACUGUGUUCAUCUGUGAGCUUCAGAGGUGCUAACCCUACAGACCGAGCCGGGCUAGCAGUUUUCAUCCGCUUCUAUUCUUUAUGCUAAGCUAAGCUAAUCAACAUUUCUUUAUCGAUCUUCUCAUCUAAACUCUCGAGGCAACAGGAAGCCAGAUGAUGUUGAACUGUUCCUUUAAGCACUAAUGAUCAUCACCCCCCCCCCCCCCCCCUCUCUGACAUCACUGAUCCUAGCCAAUGAGAAAGCUUCCUCCUCCGGCCUCAAACGAUGCGCUCCUCACCGCAGGCGGCACGUUUGUCUCACUCUUUGCAGACACUCCCUCAUGUCUUCAUUAACGUGUGGCGUCGACUUUUACACGUGUCCGUGUUCAUCAUCAUCGCCACGUUCCGUUCACGUGUUGUUGUUGUUGUUUUCCUCUCA